AUGGCUACGGCCGAUAGCUCACUUUUAUCUCACGAUCACACGACUCAAUCGACGUCGGAUGAUUCAACUUUAUCGGCACAAAACCGUCGAUCUUUUACUAAUAAUACAAAUUCUUCUCAUCCUCGACCUGGUCAACAUUUAGAUGAUGCUGAUUUAUUAGCAUGGAAACGGCAAUAUGCAAACAUUGGCUUAAGAGAAAAAAAUACGAUAUCAAACUCAGCUGAUGAUUUAUCGCAACUUGACGACCGUCUUUCAUAUCAGUUUGAAGUGUUUGGACAAGAUUAUAAUGACAUGGAAGAUGAUGAAAUACAUUUCGAUAAUGGAAAUAAUUAUGAUUAUGAAGCUGAUAUUCACGAAAGACUUAAAAAGGCUAAUGAAGAAUUUGAACAUGAUGUAACACCAGCUGAAUUGAAACAUCGACAGCGUGUUUCAUUCGAUGCUAUGGUCAAAGCAGUUGAUAUUGUUCAGGAUCCACAAGAACAUGUCAGUGAAGAUACUUUAAUUAAGCCAUCUGUUUCACCUGUUGACGAAGAGCCAGCCGCCCGUAUAACUACUUCACAAAAUGACGAUAGUCCAGUCGCAUACACUGUACCAUUGAAUGAUACACAGCCGAAAGAAGGUCCAACAUUAUUACAACAACUUAAAGCCAUGCAAUUUCAUGGUGUUCCACCGACUGGUGAUCGAUGGUCAUCGGUAAAUUCAAAUAAAACAAAUGGCUCAUCACCGCAUCAAGGUUCGCCGCCGCUUAAAUCUGAUUCAAACAGUAACACUGAUACUCCUGAUAUGGCAUCACAAUCAGCAGCUUCGUCGAAAAAAUCAAUGCUUGUUUCUAUUAAUGGUGGAUUUGAGCUACAAAAUGAAGAAGAUUAUGUAGCUAAAGGUUCGACAGACAGACGCAGAGCUAGAUUUGCUGGUGCUGCUGAUGAUGAUGACGAUGAUAAGGAUGAGGAUAAUGAUAAAAAAGCUUCAACACAAUAUAGCAACGUUAGAUAUUUCCCAAAACCACCAUCAGAAGCGAAGCCACCGGCAGAUCCAUCUAAACCUCAACCACCUACUCGUCCAUAUCCAGUAAUGUCUCGACCACAAUCGUCAGAUAGUGGUAAACGACCUACCAAUUCAGCUAGUACAUUAUCAAGAUCACUAUCUGAUAAUAAAAAUCAAUCGAGCAACGAUCGUGAACAAAGACCCAAAAGUGCGGUCGUUCCAAAAUAUUUAUAUUCAUCGAUUAAUAAUCCACCGUCGGGUGUCAACUUUGAAGAACUUUGUCAAAAAGCAGCUGAAAAGAAACGGGCAGAGAUGAAGGAAGAACGUCGCAAGAAGAAAGAAGAAGAAGAAAAACGAGUAGCAUUAGACGCCAAAGCAAAAGCAAAAUAUGAACAAUGGAUACACGACAAAGAUAAUGAACGUAAAAGACUUAAUGAAGAAAAACGUAUGGAAAAUGACGAACGUGAAGCUCUUCGAAUAAAGCAUGAGAAAGAAUUGGAAGAUUUACGAAAGAAAAAAUUUGAUGAAUGGAGUGAACGUAAAAAGCGAGAAGUCAUGAUUGUAAAUGAAUUCAGAAAAUUACAAGCUGAAGAAGAAGCAGUUGAAACCAAUGGAUCAUCUUCAUCGAUUCAUCAUCCUAAUCAACGACCAGGUCAUCGAGCGUUUAAACGUUGGCUUCGUCGAAAGGAUGAACAAUCCAAAGAAGAAAAAAGACAAUUACGUCUUGAAACUCGACGUCUACGUCGUAUGCAACGUCGUUCAAUAAAACGAUAUCAACUUCAACAAGACCUUCAAUUAGCAAAAUCAUUCGGAUAUUCAUGA
Molecule: messenger RNA, 1806 nt
Organism: Rotaria socialis
Lineage: Eukaryota; Metazoa; Rotifera; Eurotatoria; Philodinida; Philodinidae
Source: the annotation of a GenBank genome assembly